UUUAUUAUUGUGACAAAAUGUAGGUAGUUUUUCUUCUCAGUCUUUUUCUUUUCAGUCCUAAAGGCAUUUUAGCCUUUGUCAUGGCUAAGGAGCUUUACUUGGACCCAACCAACCCCUGCAGUUAAGGAAUUAUAUAUUUAGUUUUGAUUUAACUAGUAUGAGCCAAGGUGAAGAGUUUAAAUGGACAAGAGCAGUUUGGAUGGAAGGAGAUGAUGAGGAAGAAGGCACUAUCCUUACUAAAUGGGUUCAGGGUGAAUUUAUUAGAUGGCCUGUUAAAGUUAAUGCAUUAAGAGCUUUAUCAGAAGGUAGAUCCCCUAACAAAAAUUGGUUGAAGUUUGAUCUGGUUAAACUAAAAUGUUGUUCAAAUGAUCGUCAUACUUGUGAAGAUUUCAACUUUACCACAGAUGCAGAUGGUUGUAACUCACCUCCAAAAUAUAAACAUGGUAGGCUUGUAUUUUUGUGACUUAUGAAAGUUUCCUUCCCAAACAAUGAGGCAUUCUAAAAGAGCCUUAAUAAAUUACGUUUUGAAUAAUUAAAUUAUCAAAAGAUUUCUAGUUCAAGUGUUUACACUUAAGUGCUUUUAGUUCCCAGAAUGUUUAAGAGAAAACGUAGGUAGCAAUUUUGAGAAAAAAUUUGUCUUGUCCAAAAAAUUAA
Hydra vulgaris (swiftwater hydra) is the source of this 654-nucleotide messenger RNA. RefSeq lists its product as uncharacterized. NCBI's taxonomy places the organism in Eukaryota, Metazoa, Cnidaria, Hydrozoa, Anthoathecata, Hydridae. The record is from RefSeq and is a predicted model, not a curated record.